UGACGGCUGUUGAUUGGUUCUCAGCCGUAUCCGGUGGGGCAGCGGUCCAGGGCUCGGGAAAAAAAUCGAAGCGAGGAGGAUCUGGUAACGGUACGCUUUGAAAAAUAUCAUCCAUCCCGAGUCGCUACCGAAGGGCUCGGCAAGAAUUUACAGUUUCUUAACAAAGGUUAGAGGCCACAGAGCAGGGUUGCAGUUGUCGUCAUGGCAUCUGGAAGUACGAGCAGUGAGGAGGAGCGGAGCCUGAGGGAGUGUGAGCAGUACGUGCAGAAACACAACAUUCAACAGCUGCUGAAGGACUGCAUUGUCCAGCUGUGCACCUCCAGGCCAGACAGGCCCAUGGCUUUCCUCAGGGAAUACUUCGAGAGGCUGGAGAAGGAGGAGGCCAAGCAGAUUCAGAACCAACAGAAGGCCAGCAAUUCCCGUUCAGACUCACGUGAUGAGGAGGUGUCUCCACCUAUGAACCCUGUGGUAAAGGGUCGCCGGCGGAGAGGAGCCUUCAGUGCAGAGGUUUACACAGAGGAGGAUGCAGCCUCAUAUGUCAGAAAGGUCAUUCCAAAAGACUACAAGACGAUGGCAGCGUUGGCCAAAGCUAUCGAAAAGAAUGUGCUCUUCUCACACCUGGAUGACAACGAGAGGAGUGACAUUUUUGAUGCAAUGUUUCCAGUCACCUACAUCGCUGGGGAAACGGUUAUUCUGCAGGGUGACGAAGGUGACAAUUUCUAUGUUAUCGACCAAGGGGAGAUGGAUGUGUAUGUGAACAAUGAGUGGGUGACCAGCAUUGGAGAAGGCGGUAGCUUCGGAGAGUUAGCCCUGAUCUACGGCACUCCAAGGGCGGCCACAGUCAGAGCCAAAACCAAUGUCAAGCUGUGGGGCAUCGACAGAGACAGCUACAGGAGAAUACUUAUGGGAAGCACUUUGAGAAAGAGGAAGAUGUAUGAGGAAUUCCUCAGGAAAGUGUCCAUUUUGGAGUCUCUUGACAAAUGGGAGCGUCUGACAGUCGCUGAUGCCUUGGAGCCCGUCCAGUUUGAGGAUGGACAGAAGAUUGUCGUGCAGGGAGAGCCUGGAGAUGAGUUCUUCAUCAUCUUGGAGGGUUCUGCAGCUGUGUUGCAGCGUCGCUCAGAGAACGAGGAAUUUGUGGAAGUGGGGAGAUUAGGACCAUCUGACUACUUUGGUGAGAUUGCUCUGUUGAUGAACCGUCCCCGUGCUGCCACCGUGGUCGCCCGCGGCCCCCUGAAGUGUGUCAAGCUCGACCGGCCUCGCUUCGAGCGCGUCCUGGGUCCCUGUUCAGACAUUCUCAAACGUAACAUCCAACAGUACAACAGCUUCGUCUCGCUGUCUGUCUGAAGGGGGGCACCCCUCCUUCUCCCUCCCUCCACCCCUCUCCCUUCUCCUCUCCUUUUAGACCCAGGGUCCACCAAUGCAAUUUGCUUUUUGUCACUUUCUUCUUCUUUCUGUUCACUUUUUUUCUUCCCCCUCUUUGUUUUACACACACACACACACACAGAUCAUUUUGUUGUUAUCACCCGUCAGGCAGAGGUGACUUUUAGCCAUUCACCAGCGCUUGUACCAGCUGCUGUACGCUACCUUGUAGGCACAGUUACAUCACAUGUUACCUAUGUUAUAUAUGUAUUUGCUGGUUACGCUUUCUUUUUGACUUAAACACAAAGCGGGAUUGUUAGGAGAUCUCAAAAACAUUUGGGUCUCAGACUGAUGAGACAGGACAAUCAAACUUUACAAUGGCGCUUUUGGUGAAUUUGUUACGGAUUUAUGUUGUAGAUUGAAGCGAAGAGGAAUGCUUCUUCCCCGUUUAAGAGUUUCCUUUCUGACAUCAGUUAGCCCGAUUAGAUGAACAGCGUAGAGCAGAACCUAGAAACUAGAGAAGGCAGGAAGAAUAUGACUGCUUCAACUUUUGUUUAUUUUUAGGUUUCAGCUGUGUUGAUGCUCCAUUUGUUAUUUUUGGUUACCUUACCUGAUUGGUAUGAUGAGAUGAUGAUUUUGCUUAAUUUGAGAGAGCUUGUGCAACUUAAGGUUUUUAUUUAAUUGUGCAGCUACCAGGCUAGUGCCAAAUGUUGAUUAUUGUCACAACGCAAAGAUGCAUAGCCGUGGAAAUGCAGUGCGCGUUCUGUUCCCUGACUAUUUGGAGUUCCAAACAGGAAGUAGUUAUUACCCUUAUUGUCCUCUUAAUCGGUAGAUUGACCAUACAAGAACUGCCUUGACUACUCUGAGGAAAAAAAACAAAAAAAAGAAAGGGAAAAAAAAAAACAAGAGUAUUAAGUGUAUUUCAGUAUUCAAUUUUUUAGUAUAUACCAAAUAACUUCACUCUUCUGCUAUGGUUUGUAAUCAAAAUGUUAUCAUAGUAUAGUUAAAACGAUCAUAGUUCUAUUAUUAUCAUUGACUAAAUGAUAAACUUAUGGUUUGGAGUGAUGGUGAUUUUAAAAAAUAUGUUUAACUGUCUUUUGUAAACACUUAUUUUUCCAUAAAUUCUAUUUUAGGUGUCCAGUGCCACAAAGUAAAUAAAUGCUUCUUCUUGUCAACUGACAAAACAGUAUGUAAUUGUAUUGUGUAAAACGUCAUGGGUUAAAACUUUUUAAAAUAGAUCAAAAGGGUAACUACUGGUUUAUUGAAGUGAAGUCUUGGAAAAAAAAAAAAAAUAAAUAAAGAGAUGGUUUAUGGAUUUUUAGGACAUCUGAAGUAUUUAUGCAUCAAAGCAUCACAGGUGAGCUGACAGGCAGAGCGAGCAGGUAUUUAUUUAAAAUUAGUGUCAUUGCUUAUUGCCUAUUUGAAAAGGUGGCUGUCUUCUCAUCAGAGUAGCUUGUGAUCUGUUCUCUAUGCUUACUUGGAAUGAUGUUUUAGGCAUCCAGUGAUCCGGUAUGAAUGGAAGCGUGAAUUUAAAAACCAUGCCCUGCAGCUGCGUGCAGAAGCAGGUCAGAUAUCUGGUUUGUUACUCCCUAGCUUAACUGCUUCAUGACUAGUUAGAUGACAUAAAAUGUUAAGUCUGUCGUUUCUUUUCUUUUCUUUUCUUUACUUUUUUUUUUUAAAAGAUCUUUACCAAAUCACACAAUGUUGACUUAUGGAUUAUAGACUUAACUCUUCAUUCCUGCCUCACUGUCUGUUACCAGUUUCUGUUUUGUCUCAUUCAAAGCACUUGAAUGCGCUUAGAAUUGAGAUGUAUGUUUGUACGUCUAUGAAGAUUUGAUUUUGGUGCCGAUUGCAGGGUAGUCAGGUUAGUGAGAAGAGUUUUUGUGAAUGGACAUGAGUGUAUUUUUCUUUACAGUUAAAUCAAGCAUCUUCAUCUGUUCCCCCUAACCCUCAGGUUGUCCUUGUGGAUGUGGUUACAUGUGGAUUUCUUGUCCAUUGGCAACACAUCCUGUUUAUCCUGAUCCACAGGAAAUGACUCCGUUAGGGGCGAGGGUUCGAUUCACCUUUUUGUCGAAAUAUUGUUUUCAUGUAAAUAGCAGCAGCAUCGGUUUUAUUCCAAAAUGUUUUUAGCCACACUGCAAUUGUCCCGGUUUGCCUUAGCUUACCUAACCUGGGCUUACAGUAGUAGUUGGUCACUCCUGCUAGCCCGACCUUCAGUGAGUUUGUUAGUCCUGCAGCGCAAGAGAGCUGCAGGCGAUCAGAGGACCAUUCUUUUUGUAUUCUACCCUGUAUUCAGUUUGACCUCCUGUAUGUGCAAAGAUGUUUCUCCUUUUGGUAUAGAUUGUUCCAGAUGGCAGUUUAAGCAAUAAAAAAGUAAAAAUGA
Seriola aureovittata is the source of this 3742-nucleotide messenger RNA. Its product is annotated as cAMP-dependent protein kinase type I-alpha regulatory subunit. Bases 202 to 1344 code for a protein of 380 amino acids. Gene Ontology annotation, molecular function: cAMP-dependent protein kinase regulator activity. The transcript has 11 exons. Gene Ontology annotation, biological process: regulation of protein phosphorylation. Gene Ontology annotation, cellular component: cAMP-dependent protein kinase complex. Lineage: Eukaryota; Metazoa; Chordata; Actinopteri; Carangiformes; Carangidae. The record is from RefSeq and is a predicted model, not a curated record.